UGCUGCCUCUGCACUUAGAGGCGUUCUGUGAAGUCUGUUUAGCCGGACUUGCUAGGGCACAAUCGGCUCAUCUCUGCUAACUCUUAAGGAAAUGCUUUAACAUCCUGUUCUUCCAUUGAUAGAUUGAAGCAAGCACGGAACUCCUACUGUAGUGAAGAGGGCAGCUAUGUUGUGGCUGGCACUGGAAGUGAAUAAGGAGGCACAACCUAAGUUUCUACAAUGAAACAUUAACUGAUCUGAUUCUGAGCCGUGCCCAUGCUGUACUCAACAUGAGGUUUAGUUGGUGCUGGCUGGCAUGGGCUCUGCUCUUGUUCAGAGCCCUCACUUUGUGUGAGGCCCAGCAGUGUUACACACAGGCAUUUCCAAACAUGGUGAUUGAUAUCAAGAAGGCAGUGGAAAGCGGCGUUCGUGGCAGUGACCCCUUUCAUGCUCUAAGUCCAGAGGAUUGUAUGACUGCAUGCUGCAAGGAGCAUACCAUAGCAGGUGACAGAGACUGCAACUUUUUCAUAUUCGACACCAGGAAGAUGGGUAGAAAUCCAAACUGUUACUUGUUCAGUUGUCCAAACCCUGACGAUUGUCCUAUGACACCUUCAAAAGGUGUCAUUAGUUACAGCCUGUGGCCAGAAACAUCUGCCAACAAGAAAUCCAGUGACCAAUAUAAAACACAAGACCAGGAAAAAAGCAACAAUGGUGCAUUAAAUUUCUAUAAUAGCCCAUCUCCAAGUUUCCAAAACUCUGCUCUCAAGGAACCUGGAUCUGUAGUACAAUCAAAAAAUGUGAUAGCAUUGCCGCAAAACUCGGCAAAUAAAGAAUCUGGCUCUAUGAUAGACUUGCAAAAAUUGGAUGCCAAAGAAUCUAGUGAUUCAGCACAUUCGCAAAAUUCUGCAAACCAAGGAAGCAGCAUUGCUGUUAAGGGACAAAAGUCCAACAUCAUAGAAUCUUCAUCACAGUCUGAAAACUCUGUAAAGAAGGAAUCGGUCUUAAAAUUACAGUCACAAAGUUCAGCUUUUGUUUAUCCCAGUCCUACAGUAUAUUUACAAGACUCCAAAGUCAAUGAACCAAAACCUGCAGUAAAUACAAAUAAUACAGCAAAUAUUAAGAAAGAUGCUCCAGUCAAAGACUCAACUGAAUUACAAAACAACAUCACUACUCAGCUGCUUAAUCUUGCUGAAAGAAUGGAGAAGCAUCUCGAACGGAUGGAUCCAGAGCUAGUUCAUGACCCAUCCCUCAAAGUAUUUUAUAUAGCCCCUUCCACAACCGAACAAAAAGCAACAACGUCAGUAAACGCUCAUCAAGAUAGUCGGAGACUCCUGACUACCACAAACCAAAUUAAGCCUGCUCAGGCAAUCCAGAAGAUACCCAUGGAUUUUCCUGGCCAUCAAAUAAAAGCAACCACUCAAGCACCAGAUAUUGUGCCUAGUACAGUUUCCAUCAAAAACCAAACCAAUAUUGUUAACCACCAAAAUGUGCCAAUCACAGGUGUAAGAUAUGUUGUACCAGACAAACUUCCUGAGGACACUGAAGCUACUAAUCCUGUAUCAGACUCAGUUGUAAAGAACAUUCAAAACAGAAUCGAAAGCCUUUCUGAUAGUUCUAUAUAUCCUGUGCCAAAACCUACAAAACCUCUAAAUGUCUAUGUCCCAAAGACCAGCACAGCUAUUAUGGACCUUGAUGUUGUGCAUACACCAGUACAAAUACAAACUACACGUUCUUCCCCUUUAAUGAUAUUACAUCCUAAGAAACUCAGCUCCACGUAUGUUCCUCAUGUUCAGCCUCUUACAACUAAACACCAUCUUCUAUCUAGUUUGAGCUCUACUACUUUAAAAACUCUGCAACCCAAUGUUCCUGACCAAAGCAAAGCAAAACCUGUCAUCCACAUAGAGAAAUCCAGUGUGACUGCAAGAAAUAUGGACAUAUUUAAAGCUGGGGAAAGUAAGGUACCUCAACCUGAUGAUAAAAGUGGACUGGUGGCUGCACUGAUCUUUGGUGUGCUGUUUCUUGUUGUGGUAAUUGGAAUGAUUAGCCGCAAGGUUGCAGAGGCACGACGCAGAGACCAGUACACAAAACUAGAUUAUUUAAUAAAUGGCAUGUAUGUAGACACCUGAAUACAGCUAUGCCACGGCGAAACUCAAACGCUCACAUACAAUUAUAUGAGAGUGAAAAGUCUGCUAACGUCCUGUUUGCAGCUGCUGUAUUAACAUAUAACACGGCAAAAUGUAUAGAGGACUUUAAAACUCAGUCAACGCAAAACAUUGCUCCAUGUGCACUACAACGGGAUUAUGUUCUCGAGCCAGUAAUGCUACAUUGUCCUGUAAUUUAACUUGCAGUGCAACUCUACAUCUACCUUGCCAGAAUUUUCUUUCCUUUCUAAAUGCCCAGGAAAAUCUCAUUAGUGUCAGGGACAGUUUAUGAUUUGUUUACAAAGAAGAUCUGAAUAAAUUAUGGAAGAGAAAUCUUAUUUAAGAGACAAGAAAAUAAUUCUUUAAUUAUAUAAUCUGACUGCAGGAAAUUCUGUGGUUGGUUUCACAUGUACUUUAAUUUCGUACAUAUCUGAGGAGACUUGUCUUAAUUCUAUUAUUCUACUAGGGACUAAUACCUUAUUUAAAGGAACAUAAGACUCACACAUUUCUUAUGAGUUUAAAAGAUAUUCGUCAUAAUGUGUUUUUUGUUUUUUUUUCCCCACAGACAAUGUGUUGUAAAUUGUAAAAAAUAAAUAUAUAUAAAAUAUCUAAA
This is a messenger RNA of Bombina bombina (fire-bellied toad), 2733 nucleotides long. RefSeq names its product MANSC domain containing 1 (gene MANSC1). The coding region runs from base 270 to 2105 and encodes 611 amino acids. The transcript is spliced from 4 exons. Lineage: Eukaryota; Metazoa; Chordata; Amphibia; Anura; Bombinatoridae. The record is from RefSeq and is a predicted model, not a curated record.